This is a messenger RNA of Vespula pensylvanica (western yellowjacket), 2656 nucleotides long. RefSeq lists its product as uncharacterized. Gene Ontology annotation, molecular function: fatty acid elongase activity. Gene Ontology annotation, cellular component: endoplasmic reticulum membrane. The record is from RefSeq and is a predicted model, not a curated record. NCBI's taxonomy places the organism in Eukaryota, Metazoa, Arthropoda, Insecta, Hymenoptera, Vespidae. The coding region runs from base 219 to 1991 and encodes 590 amino acids. Gene Ontology annotation, biological process: sphingolipid biosynthetic process; very long-chain fatty acid biosynthetic process; fatty acid elongation, polyunsaturated fatty acid. The transcript has 11 exons.
UUUCAGUCUGUUCAGGUGUUCCGUAUCGUUUAGUUCGAUUUUCAUCGGUUGCCUUUCUUCAUUGAUUAUAACGAAUAACGAACGCUCUAUGAAACGAAUGAUUUCGAGGAAAGAAACUCAUAAAUUGCGAUAGAAUUCGGCUCUCAUACCCUACAUAUCUUCGUCGCGAAAAGAUUAAAGGGAGUCUGAAGCUUUCCAAAUCUGAAAAGUUCUCGAACAUGACGACUCUUAUUAAUCAUCUCUAUACUCAGUAUCGUUAUAUUACUGAAUAUAAAGCAGACCCUAGAACAGAAGAUUUUUUAUUCGUAAAACCAUUAUGGGUUAUUGGCAUCAUAGGAAUUUAUCUCCACUUUGUUUACAAAAGCGGAUCUGCAUUCAUGAAAAAGAAGAAACCUUACAAGUUGAACAAAAUCCUGCAGCUAUAUAAUGUUAUGCAAAUCAUAUUAAAUGGCUAUCUACUCGUUCGUGUCAUCUUAUUAGGAUUGAUAUGGAAGUACAAAUUUGUUUGCGAGCCUGUUGAUUAUUCGAAUAAUCAAUUUGCCCUACAGGUCACAGCUAUAGUUUGGUUCUACUACAUGCUCAAGAUAUUUGAUCUUUUGGACACAAUUUUCUUUAUAUUACGGAAGAAGCAGAAUCAAAUAACGUUCCUACAUGUUUAUCAUCAUGCCGGGAUGAUAAUUGUUACAUGGGUAGGCAUAAGAUAUUUACCUGGCGGACAUGGCGUAUUUUUAGGCUUGAUAAAUACCUUCAUCCACGUAAUUAUGUACACUCAUUAUCUGUGGACAUCAUUGAACCUUGGCAAAGCAUGGUGGAAAAAAUACAUUACCCAAUUACAGAUAUUCCAAUUCAUUAUAAUAUUUUUACAAUUUUUGUGGGGUGUUUUGACCAAGGAUUGCGCUUAUCCGAAAGUUUUACUUUUGCUGUUCAUACCGCACAAUAUUUUAAUGAUCGUACUUUUCAUAGAAUUUUAUUACAAGUCGUAUAUACAGAAGAAAUCAUCCCAAAUCGAUAAAAACGGCCUCUUGACUAGGACAAAUCAAAGUGGCGUAGAACUGUCGAAUGGAAGACCAAAUAUAUCCGAAAAUUUGACAAAAUCAAAACUUUUGGCACGAUCAGUUGCUCUUCGCGAACCGAUCGAUCUAUCGUAUCGUAUCGUAGCUACGGACAAUCGACUCCGACGCACCAAGAUGACUGAUUACAAAGAAAUUUUUGAAAACAUUAAAGAUCCCAUGAUCGACACGUGGCCGUUAAUGGGUUCUCCAGGGCCGAUACUCUGCAUCGUUUUAGUAUAUUUGCUUUUUGUCAUCAAAAUUGGCCCGAAAAUAAUGGAAAAUCGUCCGGCCUUCGAACUCAAAGGCUUUUUAAUAGCGUAUAACGCGUUGUUAAUCGUCUUUAAUAUAUGGUUAACAUCCUUGGCUACAAAAAUCGAUCUCACAGCUUUGAUUCGUUCGAACGGAUGCAGACUGCAAACUCAUCAAUUGUCCAAAGACGAAUCUUUGGAAACGCCGGUCAAUGAACAUUCUCAAAUUUUAUCAACGGCAGCCUGGUGGUACUUCUUCGCUAAGAUUAUCGAGCUUAUAGAUACGGUAUUCUUCAUUUUGCGAAAGAAACAGAACCAACUGACUUUCCUUCACAUUUAUCAUCAUAGCGCCACAGCCUUGUUCGCAUGGUGUUAUCUCAAGCUACUUCCCGGUGAACAAGGUAUCGUCGUAGGGCUACUCAACUCUAUGGUUCACAUCGUUAUGUACUCGUAUUACUUGAUAUCCGCAUUGGGCCCAAAAUACAAAAAGUAUUUGUGGUGGAAGAAAUAUAUGACCUUGUUCCAACUGAUCCAAUUCGUUAUAAUGAUCGUUUAUCUCCUAUUAACGUUGGUAAUGGACUGCAGAAUGCCAAAAAUCUUAACUUACUGCUUCAUGACGCACGUGGUGAUCUUCAUGUACCUGUUCAGUAAUUUCUACAGGAAAGCCUACAUCAAGCAGAAACAAGUGUAAAAUAAUUCGCCAAGGAUAACGAUAGACGUAGAUAGAUAAAUAUACGCAUGUAUAUGUAUAAAUCUACUACGAUUUAAUAUUCAAGUUUCGUAAAAAGUUUUAUAAAAAGUUCCGUGUGGUAUAAAUUGGGAUCAAUGAUCCUGGGAUUAGAUUAUGAUCCUGAGGUAGGAACGGAAGAUAGGACUAUUCGCGGUCAACGAAUAAUUAGUUUUUUUUAGAUCGAUCGGUGAUAUGCUAAUUAAGAUAAAAGAAAAAGAAAGCGCAGAAAAGGUAUUUCUUUAUCUAUUAUCGCUAUUUACGAUCUCCGAGAUGUAGGUCGAUCAACAUAAGUUUACCUUCGCGACCCGAUAGCGAGACAAGAUUCGUGACGGCCUACAAACUUUUAUGGCCUGUGUUUUCGUGAAAACGAUAUCGACGAUGUAUAUUAAAUAAUAAUAUACAAACUAAGACAAUGUCGAAUUAAUGAAGAAAAAUAAAUAAAUAUAUUUCCUAUUAUUAAUUCUAAACGAUUAUCGAUUUGUUUUCUUCUAACAGUUUUAUCUUCGCUCGAAUCGAUCAACGCUUUAAUCAAGCUCUCUAAUGUUCGUUACACCUACACUGAUCACUAUGAGCUCUAAUAUCAAUAAAGAGUAUAACGUAUACAAAGAAAACCAAUACAGAAAACA